Messenger RNA from Nerophis lumbriciformis (worm pipefish), 1670 nucleotides. RefSeq names its product SPRY domain-containing SOCS box protein 4-like. Gene Ontology annotation, cellular component: SCF ubiquitin ligase complex. The record is from RefSeq and is a predicted model, not a curated record. Gene Ontology annotation, molecular function: protein binding. NCBI's taxonomy places the organism in Eukaryota, Metazoa, Chordata, Actinopteri, Syngnathiformes, Syngnathidae. Gene Ontology annotation, biological process: proteasome-mediated ubiquitin-dependent protein catabolic process.
UUGACUUCAAGCGAGCUACCUUUUUUUACCCGCGACAAAGAAACACUCCGCUUCUUCAUCGCCACAUCGCUGGAAUACAUUUCACCAGAGGAGAAGCAUCGUUUCGCCCUAAAGUGUUGCCCAACCGUCGGGAUAAAAAGGGGAACGUUUGGCGAGGAGUUGACUUUCCGCGCGGUGUUAGCAGCCGCAGCUGUGUCCUCCUGAAGACAUCUGGGGCAUGAAACCAGAUCACGUUCCUCUUUCAUUCAUAACUUCCUCCUCCUCCAUCUCCCUCCACCACCCCCCAGUCGGGACCUCUCGCCUCAGCUCCACCGCAUUGAUGAGGUAACGUCACGCUCCGUUCAACGCAGCAACCACCUGCACCAACACCACCCACCCCCCGUCCCCUGCUGUUGCCACCUGAUCCAUCCCAGCCAUGGGCCAGAAGAUUUCAGGUGGCAUCAAAUCCGUGGACGGCCGCGGCGAAAGCGGCGGCUCCCCGUCCUACCGGCCCUCGGCUCAACGCAGGCAGCACCCGGAGUUGAGGGGCCCGGAUUUCUCCAAACCUCCCAGGCUGGAUCUCCUUCUGGACAUGCCGUGUGCCCCACCGGAGACACAACUCCGUCACGCGUGGAACUCGGACGAUCGUUCUUUGAACAUUUUCAUCAAAGAGGAGGAUAAGUUGACAUUUCACCGCCACCCGGUCGCUCAGAGCACGGACUGCAUCCGAGGCCGGGUUGGAUACACGAGGGGCCUGCACGUCUGGAGGAUUCACUGGCCCUCCAGGCAGCGUGGAACCCACGCUGUCGUCGGGGUGGCUACCUCUGAAGCUGCCUUACAUUCUGUGGGGUACACUGCCUUGGUGGGGUCAGACUGCGAGUCCUGGGGCUGGGAUCUGGGACGUAACCGCCUCUAUCACGAUAGCAAAAACCGGGCGCAGAGCUCGCUGCCAACUUACCCUUCUUUCCUGGAGCCGGAGGAGUCGUUCACCCUGCCGGACUCUCUGCUGGUCAUUCUGGACAUGGACGAAGGGACGCUGAGCUUCAUCGUGGAAGGACAGUACUUAGGAGUGGCGUUCCGAGGGUUGAAAGGCAAGAAGCUCCAUCCCAUCGUCAGCGCUGUGUGGGGCCAUUGCGAGAUAUCCAUGAAGUACAUCAACGGACUCGAUCCCGAGCCUCUUCCUCUGACGGACUUGUGUCGGCGUGCCGCCCGCCUGGCGUUGGGUCGCGAGCGCCUUCAGGAGAUCGAGGGCCUCCCUCUGCCCCAGACCCUGAAGAACUACCUCCAGUACCAGUGACUGACAACCUCUGGAGGAGCAGCCAGGAAGCGCUCGAAGGGAACAAACAGGAAAAAAAAAAAAAAAGGUCACGUGGUGCGUUCACUGACACGCCGGGAACAGCGGCACCGGCUUUUCGCGGUUCUGGAGCUACUUUGAAUUUUUUUUUUUCCUCAUUUUGGAUCGGAAGUAAAUUAUCGACGGCCCGCCACCGGGUGACUAUCGCCACCCGGUGGCGGGAAUAGAAAGUGCAGAGAAAGCACAGCAACCCUGGAGGCCUUCAUGAUGAUGUAAUAAUACCAGAGAAGUGACACAGCUGACUCAGCACAAAUGAUGUCAUCGUCUUCAUUGUGUCUGCACUGAAGUCCUUUACAGACAUCCUAACUUAUUGCAACUAAUAACAUUAGUGUUGUUU